AUGGUAAGGCGCACCCAGUCAUUCUGCACAUCCGAACUCCCCUCAACAACUCGGGUCCUUGACGACUAUUUCAACAUCGAUCGCUUUGAUUCCCGCGCUGGCACUGCUGAGUCCAAGACAUCCGAGACUCCAGAUACAUCUCGUGUUCGCUCUGUUGGGACGAUGACCGACGGUAUAGAUACUGAAGUUGGAGGGGCAGUUGAGGAGAAGGGGUUGCAGCAGGUGGACGGGUCGUCCGCGGGAAAAACAUCGAAGAAGGCUGAGAAGAAGAAAAGGCAGAAGAAGAGGAAAGAGAGAGAGAAAGAGGAGAAAAAAUAUGGCCGUGUUAACGAUGUUGAUGAAGAAAAAGCAGUUCAGGUUGAACAUGCCGAAGGAGAGCAGCCGCGUCACGAAAAACCUGAGAUGGCCGAUUCCAACGGACAAGGUGCUGGCCGCCCUACCAAUGUAUCGGGGGUGUUUGUUGUGUAUGGAGAUCGUGGAGUUUCGCAGUCGGAUCCCCAGCCAGAACAACCAGAGCAGCACAAGGAACAGGGGGUAUUCCAGCAUUACCGCAAUCAAAAGCACGAGCACGAGGAUGGAUACCAGCGCGAACAUGAACAAAGGCAUCAGGAAAGCCAUGAGAAUAAACUCAUCUGCCGUGUCCAUAGUCGCAUGUUGUGCCAGUUCAACGCCGCGUGUUGUGUACACAAGCCCACAGUUGAGUGCGGCUGUCCCCCUCGCGCAUCCUGCUGCUGCAUACACCAUGCAGGUGAUUGCUGCUAUUGCCGGACCGACGAGACUGCGGGCGUUGUUACACAGGACGAGGACGACUCAAAGACACUCUCUGCUGCUGAAUCCGUCGCUGGGCCUUACACGCCUCCUACUCCUCCGAUCAGAACGCCACCCCCUGCCGACAACAAUGAUGAUGCUGCUCGCACAGGAGGAUUAAGCAAGGCACCCAUAACCUCACCUCAAAACUGCUCUGGCGUUCGAGUCAUGGUGACGCCUGCAUCGCCAUCCCCUAUCAAGCCCGCCUCACCCCCCAAGAUGUUGGGAGCGGAUCCCGAAAACGAUUUGGCAGCACAGGCGAGUCUCAAACUAUCGAAUAGCCUGAUCGAGAUGAUGGAAUGCAACCACAUGAGUGAUAUCACGCUCACUCUGCGCUCAAUAAACGAUCAGUUCUGGCCGAUCGUGAUGACAGCUCACAAGUGCGUCCUUGCGCGUAGUCCACUCGUCACCUCUCUCCUUGUUGGUAGAGAAUAUUACAGUGAGGAGAUCACAGCGGUUGCGGGCGAGGAGUUCAUUAUGAUGAAGACAUGGGAGUUGGUGGUGCAUUACCUCUACGGCAAGCCUAUUAUGACAAUGGAGACUCUCAAGCCCGUCACAUUGGAAGCGUUGGGCUAUGAUCCGGUAUCAGCAGCCGGAUAUGAGCCCGAGUAUAUGUUCUCCGUGCAGCUGUCGAUGUUAGAUAUUGCUAUCGGAUAUGCGGCUUGCGGCGCCUUUUUUUAUCUUACCCCUAUUGUGGACGCUGGAUUUGGUCUCGCAAUUGAUCUUCUUAGCUGGGAAACUGUUGAGUACGUGCUUCACUGUGGACUUUACACGUACAAGUUUCUGGUUGUCAUGCCUGAUGCGCCUUGGGCUGAGGAGACCGAACACCAGUACGAGGAACCUGGACGUCAUACCCAGGAUGUUGGAAUACUGGGCGAGUCUACCAAAGCAUCUGAUGCCGAAGGCGAUGGCGAUGCAACAACCGUCGACGGUGACUCUAAGCGCAACACUGAGAAUGCACAUCCCGCUCCAGUCCCAGCUCGCAAUCCAACCUCAGACGCCAUCGCUGUCACUUCAACCAAAGGCCUCUAUCCAACGCAGCAUGUGGAAGCCGACUGGUCGCGUCGUCUUGUUGGCGCAUCACUGGAUUUCGUGUUCAAGAACAUGACGCCAGACUUCAAGCUGUACUCUGCUGCGCAUUCGACUAUUAUCCCUGAUCGUAUCCCAGAAUUCCUUAAGACCUCACCUUCAUCGGAACCACCAGCGCAGACUGCACAGAAGAAGAACCACGUUCGAAAGUCCACCACUCAAACACAGUCUCAUCCCCCUUCCGCUGCGGUUGCAAACAACCCACGCCUUGCAGACGUCAAGUUCGGCUCGUUCCCUUCCUUAGGCCUUGAGCCAAUCGCCGAAGAAGAAGCAAUCGAUGAUAACCACGAAAAAGAAAUAGAGAACCAGAAAUCAAACGAUAGAAAUGAACCCAUCGAGAGAGAAAACAAGAAAAACCUUAGCAACUGCGCCGCCCCAGACACACCUACUCUUUCCAGCAAAAAGCCAAGAGCCGGAGUAAGCAACGAGAAAGACGCUCCAGAUUCAGUUGAAGCCACUACCCCGGUUGCGACUACAGCCCCCGGACUUGAAGUAACCAUCCCUUCGGCAAUCCUGCUCACACUGGGCUUUAAUGAUCUACACCUAGCAUUCUCGAUAAUGGAAAAGCGCGGGAUCCUGACUUCGGAUCUCGCACGGGAGAUUAUUCUCGAGAGAGAGGCUAGACGCCAGGCGGCGUUGAAAAACUAUGCGGCUGUUUUGAUUGCGAAGGCACGGAAGGAAAAUGCGUCUGGUGCUAACCCCGCCACUGCAGGUGAUGCUGGAGGCGCGAAAAAGGGGAAAGGAAGGUUGAAGGGGAAGGCGAGAAAGGCACAACGGCAGCAAAAGAGCACCGAUGGUGUGGAUGGUGCGGAUGGUGUUGGAAAGAACACUGGUGAUGUUGAGUCUGUGAGCGUUGGUGCGGUGCAUGUCCCCGAUGAGGUGAAGGAGCUGGGUUAUCGCGAGUUUUACAGUAACAAGAUGGUCCGCGAUCCGCGGGAGGACGGAGAAGAUGAAGUUGGGGUUGAGAUUGUGCUUGAAAGGGAGUGGGUUGGUUUUCAAUAUUGA
Molecule: messenger RNA, 2901 nt
Organism: Aspergillus puulaauensis
Lineage: Eukaryota; Fungi; Ascomycota; Eurotiomycetes; Eurotiales; Aspergillaceae
Exons: 1
Coding region: 1-2901 (966 amino acids)
Molecular function (GO): protein binding
Source: RefSeq, a predicted model, not a curated record